AUGAGCUUGUUUGCGGGUGUCAGCGGCGGCGCGGCGUCCGGGGUGGGCACCGGAAGGGCGCUCCUGGAGCUGACGCCGCACAAGAUGGCGGUGUGCCAGCUCGUGCAGGUCUUCGCGCCGCCGGCGCAGGCCGGGGGCGACGUCGUGCCGCCCUUCCCCUUCGAGUCCCUCGCCCACCACAACCGCCUCGGACUCUUCCUGUUCACGCUCACCCAGUCAUGCGAGGAUUUUCAGGAGCCUCCACUGGAAGAAUUUUUGAGGCAGCUGAAGGCAGUGGAUAAUUUGGCUAAUGGUUGGUUCUGCGAGCAGCUGACAAGUUCUCUGUCAGCGCUCAACUCACCUGAUGACGAGAGAUGCAUUCAAAUUGACAGCUUGCUCUGUAAUGAUAUUUCUUUUUUGCCAGAUCUUGUCAUGUACUGUAACUCCACUGAUGCUUCAUAUGACUUGGCGGAAGAUGAGGACUUCAAUAGUGAAAUGGGCAACUUGAUGGAUGCAGACAUAGGUUCUCAAGUUGGUAUAUUUGACAAAUUUCAUCAGGGUUAUGCCUCUGAGCGUCAUAUGGGGGAGAGUUCUUCAGCUCUAACUCGUGCACCAACGUCAACCUAUGAUUUUGAUGAUGCUAAUAUUUUUAAAGCGGAUGACAACCCAACCUGUCUGAGAUCAAGGUGGCAAUUAGAGGCAUAUCUUAACCAACAAGCCGAUAUUCUUGAGAAGGAUCCUGGCUCAGUGCCUUUGAAUUCAUUUAAUGCCACUAUGACACAGCUUCAAACAUUAGCUCCGGAGCUUCAUCAUGUCCAAUUCUUGCAGUACUUGAAUGCCCUUUGCCAUGAUGACUAUGUUGCUUCACUGGAUAAUCUUCACCGCUACUUUGAUUACAGUGCAGGGAUGCAAGGACUUUUUGGUCGUUCUGUGUCUCAGGUGCAAGAUAUUGUUGUUGGAAAGUAUGAGAGUGCUCUGCUAUGCUUAGGCAACUUGCAUUGUUACUUUGGACAUCCUAAGAAAGCCCUAGAGGCAUUUACAGAAGCAGUCCGUGUUUCUCAAAUGAAUAAUGAUGAUUCAUGCCUUGCCUAUGUAUUAGGAGCCAUUUCCAAUCUAUUAUCAAAGAUAGGCAUCUCAAACACAGUUGGAAUAAUCAGUUCUCCAUAUUCACUUGGGACCAAUAUUGGACUGGGCACACCAUUAUCCAUUCAGCAACAGUUACUUGUUCUUUUAAAGCGGUCACUCAAGAGAGCUGAUGCAUUGAAACUUCCAAGUUUACUAUCCUUUGAUCACCUUUCGCUGGCAAAAUUUGAUCUGAAGCAUGUCCAAAGGCCACUAGUCUCUUUUGGCCCUAAUGCAUCUACAAAGCUUAGAACAUGUCCUGCAGAUGUCAUUAAGAAUUUAAGAUUAGGUUCCCAUGUGUUGACUGACUUUGGAGCAGAUGUUCUAUCUGCUUCAAAUGAUAAUGGUAGUUUUAGCACUUCAUGGCUUAGGAAUCUAUCCGCCACUUCUGAUUCAUGGCGUAGAAGUUCUAAGAACACCAAGAAAUUACAUAUUAAUGACUUCGACAAUUUCCAUUAUCAUGCACAACCAAGUCCAGUACCUGCACCAAUAUUGCAAUUAGCUGGCUCAGCAUAUUUGCUGAGAGCCACCGCUUGGGAGCACUAUGGGAGGUACAUAUCUAUUUUUCUGUGA
This is a messenger RNA of Miscanthus lutarioriparius, 1674 nucleotides long. The record is from the annotation of a GenBank genome assembly. NCBI's taxonomy places the organism in Eukaryota, Viridiplantae, Streptophyta, Magnoliopsida, Poales, Poaceae.